UACUGUUUACUGGCGUUGAUGUUUGUGCGGAAACCAGCGAAGCAAAAGUUUGUUCCCCCGUUCUGUACCCUCACCCAAACCUCUAUUUUCACACGCGUGUGUACAGCAACAAGUACCAGGGGUUGCGCGCGCCGUGAAGGUAUGCAAUGGACGUACGAUAGUUUUUUUUUGUUGCUUUUUUAAAUGUCAGUCACCGAGAACCGGGCAACCCAUCGUCCCGAACGCUCACAGAAAUGCAGAAGGUGAACUUUGCAAUAGAACGAUUGCAUACUUUCAGGCGGUGUAAGUAGCCUGGACACGGUCACCGGGGAAGUAAUAGCACUUAGGAGCAAUCAGUGCCCGAUCAUGCCCAUUUGGAGGGGUUCCUAACACAUCGAACCUGCUGAAUGGGUCGAGAGUCACAGAUUUAUUAUACGAGGCCCAUUAUGGAGUUCGAGGUUUGAAGAAGACCCAGCAAUCAGCUUACAGGAUGAUACCCUCCUAGGGACCCCUUCAAAGCCCAGGAGCGCCAAGCAUCUACUUAGCGAUGAGCCGCCUCUGGGAGCAAUUAAUUGAUACGCUGUACUACACCUCUUUCCACCUUCCUUCUUUCCACCACUCCGUUUUCGUUAGGGUGGGUUAUAGACACUUUCCUACACACUCUAGCGUCCCCGUGUACUAGACAUCCUCUGAAAGCUACUACCACCAUAGCCAUAGAAACUCGAAGUAAGCUGUUUGAAAUCGGAAGAACCGGUUUUGUGACUGCAGGUGUUCCCGCUGCGUGUAACGUUACUGUACCCUGUAAGAACAGCGCAACGAAUGUGACUUCUCUUCUACUCCUCAGAAGUAAUGGUGGAUGUGGUCUCCAGCACAGUUACACGUGAAAAAAAGUCGCGAAGAAAGUAGUGGCGCCGGUAGCGGGGUAGAGAUUAUUGUGAACGAACCAUAUCAGGACGGGCCGGGCGGUAAUGGGCAGUAUACGCGCAAGAUCUACCACGUCGGUAGCCAUCUGCCGGGCUGGAUCAAGGGACUGCUGCCGAAGAGUGCGCUCACGGUGGAGGAGGAAGCGUGGAACGCGUACCCGUACACCAAGACGCGCUACACCUGCCCGUUCGUGGAGAAGUUUUCGCUCGAGAUCGAGACGUACUACUUCCCGGACAAUGGACACCAGGACAACGUGUUUAAGCUGAGCGGGGCGGACCUGCGCAACCGUAUCGUCGACCUGAUCGACAUCGUGAAGGAUCAGCUGUACGGGGCGGACUAUACGCGGGACGAGGACCCGACCGUGUACUGUUCGGAGCGCACCGGGCGUGGUCCGCUAACCGAGGCCUGGCUGGACGAGCACUGGGAGGAGGUGAAGGGUAAGCAGCAACCGACGGCACGCAAUAUGUCGCUCAUGUGUGCGUACAAGCUGUGCCGGGUCGAGUUCCGCUACUGGGGGAUGCAAACCAAGCUGGAGAAGUUCAUCCACGACACGGCCCUGCGGAAGACGAUGCUGCGGGCCCACCGACAGGCGUGGGCCUGGCAGGACGAAUGGUACGGUCUCUCGAUGGACGACAUCCGGGAGAUUGAGCGGCAGACGCAGCUAGCACUGAAGCGCAAGAUGGGCAACGAGGAAGGUGCCGAGCAGGACCAGGAAGAUGAUGACGAUGAAGGCAACAGCAAACCAUCGGCAGCGGAGCAGGACAAUCGUAGCGCCAAUCAAAUGAACUCCAUCGAAAAGACGAACGAAAACUCUACGCCCCACAUGGACAAGAAGGAACCGAUCCCGCUCAUCACUACUACGGCCGAGGCGGAGAGUGGGAGUGGUAUGGUAGCGAGACCAACACGCCGACAGGAGAAACCGAAACCGUCCGCACACAGCUCCGAGGAAGACGAAUCGCCGGACGGCAAGCAGCAGCACCAGCAGCCGAGGGCAAACCUCGACGUGGAGGACGAAGAGGACGAUGAGGAGGACGAGGAGGACGAGGAGGAUGAACGGCACGGUACGCGCGGGGGACAUUCGCAGCAGGGAGCAUGCUAUCUGCGUAAGCAGAACAAUAGCGGCUCGAAGAGCAAACUACAUUCACCGCUCGGGUCGGCCCACAGCUUUGAUCUGCAGGUUGCUAACUGGCGUAUGGAAAAGCUGGAAGUUGAUUCGAAGUCAGGCUCUGAGGAAGAAUUUUUCGACUGUCUCGCACGUGGUGAUACGGGCGAGAAGGCGUCACUGGUUAAGUGGAGCUCGCUCGAGUUGCUAGCCGAGGAAGAUGAUAGCCCGCAGCUUGCCUCGAACCACCGAAAUCAGGAGGACAGCAUCUUCAGCCAGUCCUACCUGCAGCGUGUCACGUCCGAACGCGGCACACGGCGUUCAUUCCUGGGCCACCAUUCGUCGAGCAUCGAUCGGGGCCAUGAUUCACCGCCCGGUUCACCCGGGCUACCUUCCUGCCCGACCACGGUGCUGGUGCUGAUAAUGCAUGCCGGCAGUGUGCUGGACGUUAGCUCGGACAUGACCACCAAGAAGUCGGACAUUACGACGUUCCGCGGUGCGCUCGAGUCGGUGAUGCGUCAGCAUUAUCCUUCGCUGGUCGGGCACGUGGCGCUGCGACUGGUUGCCUGUCCGGCCGUCUGUUCGGAUGCGCUCGGUAUCCUGUCCAGCCUGAGCCCGUACUCCUUCAACACGUCCUCGUCCAGUGCGGAGGUGUCGAACCUGGCGGACGUGCCGAUCGGUGCGAUACCGCUGCUGUCCACCUGUUCGCCCGACUUCCAGGAAUCGGUUAGCCGAGCGGUAUCCUGCGCGAACCAAACGUUUGCCGAUUUCCUCAAGUCCGAUGAGGGCCGUGGCUUUAACGGGCAGGUGGUGCUGAUCGGCGAUUCGAUGGGUAGCGUCCUGGCGCAUGAUGCACUGUGCCGUUCGGCGACACACCAGGGCAGUGAAGCGUCCGGGCUGAACCACAUUGCGGACUUUGUGGCCGAAGCGAACGAUCUGGACGCGACGAAGCUGCUGACGGCACCGUCCCCACGCCGCCGUUCGUCCUCCACCAGCGAGUCACGCGUACCGAAGUUCGAGUUUGAGGUGGGCGAUUUCUUCAUGUUCGGCAGUCCGCUGGCGGUGAUCCUGUCUGCCCGGCGACUGUCGGACAGCCGGUACGGUAGCAGCAAGCCGGCCUGCACCCAGCUGUACAAUCUGUUCCACCCGACCGAUCCGACAGCGGCCCGGCUGGAACCACUGCUGAGUGCUCGGUUUUCGAUGCUGCCGCCGGUGAACGUUCCGCGGUACGCAAAGUACCCGCUCGGCAAUGGACAACCGUGCCAUCUGCUCGAGCUGAUACAGUCCAGCCCGCAGCUGUUUGCUGACGGUGGUUCACUGCCGUCCGCGCGGCGCCUGUCGGACACCUCGAUUCAAAGCGCCGCCUCGGGCAUGAUCGACAACGUGCCGCUCAGCACGAUCAAUCAGCUGCAGCAGCGCUGGUGGGGCUCAAAACGGCUCGACUAUGCACUGUACUGCCCGGAAGGGCUCAGCAACUUCCCGUCCCACGCACUGCCGCAUCUGUUCCACGCGAGCUACUGGGAGUCGAGCGAUGUGGUCGCGUUCAUACUGCAGCAGAUUGGGCGGUUCGAUGAGGUCGGCGGUGCCGGGUACGGGUACGAGAAGGACGUAUCGAGCUUCCGGCCAUCGCAGCCGCGCGAAAAGUGGAACAAGAAGCGCACCUCGGUGAAGCUGAAAAAUGUUGCCGCCAACCAUCGGGCGAACGAUGUGAUUGUGCGGGAAGGUGAACCGCAGCGGCUGGUCGCCCGCUUUAUGUACGGACCGCUCGAUGUGAUUACGCUCGCGGGCGAACGUGUCGACAUACAUGUGAUGCGUGAUCCGCCGGCAGGCGAAUGGCAACUGCUGUCCACGGAAACGACCGACAAGAACGGGCGCGUGAGCUACAUUGUGCCGGGCGAGCAGGCGUGCGGUUACGGCAUCUUCCCGGUGAAGAUGGUCGUGCGCGGUGAUCAUACGUCGGUCGACUUUUACCUAGCGGUUGUGCCACCCCGUACGGAGUGUAUCGUGUUCAGCAUCGACGGUUCCUUCACCGCGUCCGUGUCGGUGACGGGCAAGGAUCCGAAGGUGCGUGCCGGUGCGGUCGACGUCUGCCGGCACUGGCAGGAGCUGGGCUAUCUGCUGGUCUACAUCACCGGGCGGCCGGAUAUGCAGCAGCAGCGUGUACUGUCCUGGCUGAGCCAGCACAACUUCCCGCACGGGCUCGUUUCGUUCGCGGACGGACUGUCGACGGAUCCGCUCGGCCACAAGGCCACCUACCUGAACAAUCUCAUACUGAACCAGGGACUGAUCGUGCACGCGGCGUACGGCAGCAGUAAGGAUAUUAGCGUGUAUACAAGCAUCGGCCUGAAACCGAAGCAAAUCUUCAUCACUGGCAAGGUGAGCAAAAAGCACCAAUCGAUGGCAACACCCCUCACCGACGGGUAUGCCGCACAUCUCAGCUCCCUCAUGACGGUUGGCGGUUCCCGGCCCGCCCAGGGUAACGCCCGCAUGGUGAUACCGCGCAGCUGCUUUAACCUGCCCGGCCAAAAUCAAUCCAUUCGCAGGCGAAGGUUCGUGCCGGGUUAAAAACGGGGCCGGUUUUCGGUACGAAUAUGCGGAACAAGAGGACAAACAAACAGGAACAAAACUGCAACUGAUUAAAUAUCACCCAACCAACCCCAUCCCCAUUGUACACCGCAAUCCAUGCCAAAAAAGGAGAAGUAAAAAGCAUAAGCUAUAAAACCCUACUAAACGUAACCAAAAAACCGAUAAACAUGAAAAGUAAAAAAAAGGGAGAAGAUAGAGAGAGAGCGAGAGAGAGAGAGAGAGAGAGAGAGAGAGAGAUGGUAAAAGUUUAAAUCUAUAAGCACUAUUUAAAGGAUGCAUCAUGAAUCUAGUUGUUCGGGGUAAGGGCGAUAAAUCGAUAAGCGUAGGAGAAGUAGCAAACUACAGAGCGAGAGAGACAGCAAGAGAGAGAGAGAGAGAUAGAGAAAGUGAGGGAAAUCAGAACACCGAACGAUAUUCCUUUUUAGUCAUGUAAGGUACUCGUGUAAGAGGGAGUUCUGUCUGCCAGACAGUUUAGACGUAUUCGCGAGUCGCAAAACGUUGUUGUGAGUAAUUUUUCUCCCUUUUCAUUGUCCAUAGGAAAAUGCCUCCUGUUUUUUUAUUCUACACAAAAAGUGAGCAAAAACAAGCGUAGAAUGCAGGCCGCCAUCUGCAUAGAUGCAAGAGGUUUGGAAUCAGAGAAUGGAACGUUUCGAAUCACUCGGUGAAAUGUUUCAACGGCAAUCCCGCUGUGGAAAGUUGGGGCAGCUAUCAAAAAAUUGGAAGAUGACAUGAGACCGCAACAAGUAGCAAAGAUCCACAGCCGAGUUGCAAAUCGCCUAAAAUGAAUGCACUGUGCAGUUGAAACAUUGUACCGAGUAGUUUUAAAACGUUCCAUUUGGUUGCCUAUUCCUUUACUUUACCCCACCACUCUCCACUACCUCUCCUCCGUUCUGCCCGCUCUAUCUUCCGUCUCAGUUGGUGUGGGGGUUCGCCGGUACGCCACUUUAGUAGUAAGGUGUUAAAGAUAUAUUAUUAUUAGCAUCGGAAGCAAAGCAACCGAAUAUGCGAGGGAGCAUUCAAGAUCUGUCUACAGAAAAAAGAACGAAACGAGAAUCUGGUAAUGUGUUAGUAGCGUAACGUAUCUUUAAUAGUAAGCCGUCAUUCGGAGCACUCGUCCGACAGGAACGAACGAUACUCAAUACUUAGUAGCUCAGGCAAUAAGAAGCGAAACCUCAACAGAGCAAUACUAGCCUGCAACCCUGCAUCAUCACUUGAAGCAAUAUUGCUCUCUCUCUCUCUCUCUCGCUCUUUUUCUCCCUUCCGGUGUCUUUUGCUUUCACUAAGGCUAAAGUCACUCGCUCGGUCCAUUCAAAGGUUGCCGACCGACUAUUGUCUGUCGCCUGAUACGGCUGAGCAAGUGACUUCACUCUCACUCUCACACACACACACACACAAAACACCAGGAAUGCGCCACCAGGCACCGCACUCUAGGCGAAACCGAGAAGCGGGAAGAAAAGCGGGAGAAGAAAAACAAAAACCACACGCCGAAGAUGCUGCGCAGCCAUUUGUAAAACCAGAGAGAUCAAUAUCAGGAUUUCUAUGCAAUAUUCUAUUUUGUCACAUGGUACCUGGCUUUAGAAGACUGUCUCUUAAAACCGGCUGUAAAGAAUUAAACAAACAAAAAAGAAAAACAAACC
This is a messenger RNA of Anopheles stephensi (Asian malaria mosquito), 6228 nucleotides long. It is a transcript of the gene rdgB, whose product is annotated as protein retinal degeneration B. Bases 836 to 4570 code for a protein of 1244 amino acids. Gene Ontology annotation, cellular component: cytoplasm. NCBI's taxonomy places the organism in Eukaryota, Metazoa, Arthropoda, Insecta, Diptera, Culicidae. Gene Ontology annotation, molecular function: metal ion binding; phosphatidylinositol binding; phosphatidylcholine binding. Gene Ontology annotation, biological process: phospholipid transport. The record is from RefSeq and is a predicted model, not a curated record. The transcript is spliced from 8 exons.